AUGCCCAAACUGAGCGUAUGCUCCAAUCAUCGUAUUCCACAGGAUAGGAUCUACCAUGGACACGUGAUCGCCCUCCGCCCGUACGAGGUCGCCACACUUGCUGUACAUAGUCACCAGUGCGUUGAGCAUUGCCGUGGCUUUCGAGGCAUCAAGCUUCCUGUAAUAGAACUGGCGGCAGUCCAGGACUGGUUUGCGAGCGAGCUGCGGGGAUGUGGGCGGCGGCGGGAGAUCGAACGUGGCAGGGAGAUCCACGCCCAGCUCCACACCUCUGGCUAUGGCGGCGACAGGUAUCUAGGGAAUCUUCUCGUCCAGAUGUAUGGGGAGUGUGGAUGCGUGGAGGACGCCCAUGCAGCGUUUGAGGCUAUCCACGAGAGGAAUUCCUUCUCGUGGAACAUCAUGCUCGCGGCAUAUGCCCGCAAUGGGCAUUUGCAAGAGACCAAAGAGAUGUUUGACCGGAUGCCCGCGAAGAAUGUGGUGACGUGGAACGCCAUGUUGGCGGCAUACUCGCAGAACGGGCAUGCCAGGGAGGCCCUCACUCUGCUCCGUGCCAUGUGGCAGGAAGGCAUUGGUGCCACGGAGGUGACGUGGAUAUGCGCGCUGGAUGCCUGUGGGAAGCUGGCAGGCUUGGCGCAGGGAGUCCAAGCCUAUAGGUUGGUCAAAGAAUCUGGUUGCGAAUCUUUCAAGGUAUCUAACGCGGCCAUCACCAUGUUUGCGAGAUGUGGUGCCAUGGGAAACGCCAGGGAUGUGUUCGAGUCGAUGCCGUCCGUUUCUCGAGGGCUCGUGACAUGGACGGCCAUGAUCACAGCCCACGGCCAAUGUAACGAGCCAAGGGAGGCAUUGCUGGUUUUUGCAAUAGCGUGCUUGGAAGGAAUCAAGGCUGAUGGGAUCGCGUUCGUGAGUGUUCUUGGCGCUUGUGGAGAUGAAGGGGAUUUAGCGAAAGGGCGAGCGAUUCACAGGCUGAUUGACAACGCCACCGUCAAUCGAAGAGACGGCCACAUUGACAAUGCGCUCAUCGCCAUGUACAGCAAAUGUGGGUGCUUGUCCGAGGCGAGGAGGAUUUUUGAUCGCUGCUGCGCUACAGGGAUUGCCACAAUUGGGACCUGGAAUUCCAUCAUCUCGGCGUUUAGCCGCCAAUCACAGCUCAAAUCCGAGGCGGUGAGGCUGUUUGCUAGCAUGGAUCUCGCAGGGAUUCCACCGGACGAGAUCACGCUGAUCAGUGUUACAGAAGCUUGCUCUAACUUCGAUCAGCUCCGCCACACUGCACUGGAUGAUAACCAAGGCCUCCAGAAGAGGGGAUUCAAGCUCCGGAACGCGCUGAUUGCCAAAUGUGGCGAAUGUGGCAGCCUAGAAACUGCAGAGCUCUUGUUCUUUGAUGGCGACCACGACCGCGGCAUCGACAAUGUGGUGUCUUGGAACGCGCUGAUGGCAGCGUUUUUGAUCAAUCGCAAAGAAAGAAGAGCCCUUGAUCUUUUCAAGCAAAUGGAUUUGGAGGGUAUCUCGCCCAAUUCCAUCUCUCUUCUCAUAGCUCUCGACGCCUGUGCUCGCCUGCUAGCCCUGGACGAAGGCCGUACCAUUCACGAGCACGCAGUGGCCAUUUCCGUGGCGGUCCACUCGCCCGUCAAACUGGCCACGGCGCUCAUCACACUGUACGGCAGAUGUGGACACGUGGCCGACGCCUGGAGCGUCUUCGCCGGCCGCACGAUCGCAGCCCGGGAGAACUGGAAUACGUACACGUGGACGGCCAUGAUGGCUGCUCUUGCCUCUGGUGGUCAGCACGGAGAAGCCGUGAACUUGUUCCAGAGAAUGGGGCAAGAGGGAUUCCAGCCCGAUCUCGUCGCUCUGGGCAUCAAUUUCCUGGCGUGCAGCCACGCAGGGAUGAUCGAUCAGGCGCGCAGCUGCUUCGCAUCUAUCGAUCGCGACUAUGGCAUCACCGCGAGCCCAGAGCUCUUCGUGAGUAUGCUGGAUGUUCUAGGGCGAUCGGGAGGAGUGCCGGAGGCCAGGGAGUUGAUCGAAAGCAUUCCAGUUGGUGCUAGAGCGGAUGGCUGGGGGGCAUUGCUGGGAUCUUGUGGAAUCCACGGCGAUUCCCUCACGGCAUCUCUCGCGGCAGCUGGAGCAUCUUCUUCGUCGGCUUAUGUCCAGCUGGCCAGCUUAUACAGGCAGCAACUUUGA
Molecule: messenger RNA, 2169 nt
Organism: Selaginella moellendorffii
Lineage: Eukaryota; Viridiplantae; Streptophyta; Lycopodiopsida; Selaginellales; Selaginellaceae
Product: pentatricopeptide repeat-containing protein At5g16860
Exons: 2
Coding region: 1-2169 (722 amino acids)
Molecular function (GO): protein binding
Source: RefSeq, a predicted model, not a curated record